This is a messenger RNA of Neoarius graeffei (lesser salmon catfish), 2047 nucleotides long. It is a transcript of the gene tmem147, whose product is annotated as transmembrane protein 147. The record is from RefSeq and is a predicted model, not a curated record. The transcript has 13 exons. The coding region runs from base 107 to 1462 and encodes 451 amino acids. NCBI's taxonomy places the organism in Eukaryota, Metazoa, Chordata, Actinopteri, Siluriformes, Ariidae. Gene Ontology annotation, molecular function: sulfotransferase activity.
UCCGGAAUCUUUUCAAUGUGAAACCCGUCUCUACGAGAAGACGUUUCAUUAAGAAACCUCAGCGGUCCAGGAGGUGUUUAAUUCUUUUAGAGUUCCUUCCUGAGAGAUGACGCUUUUUCAUUUUGGGAAUUGUUUUGCCCUGGCUUAUUUUCCCUACUUCAUAACAUACAAAUGCAGUGGAUUGUCAGAAUACAAUGCAUUCUGGAGAUGUGUCCAAGCAGGGGCCACGUACCUCUUUGUACAGCUAUGCAAAAUGCUGUUCCUUGCUACAUUUUUUCCUACCUGGGAAGGCGGUGCUGGUGUAUAUGAUUUUGUCGGGGAGUUCAUGAAGGCCACAGUGGACAUGGCAGAUCUGCUCGGGCUUCACCUCGUCAUGUCCAGAAAUGCUGGGAAGGGAGAGUACAAAAUAAUGGUGGCUGCUAUGGGCUGGGCCACAGCUGAACUGGUUAUGUCAAGGUGUAUUCCUUUAUGGGUCGGGGCUCGAGGGAUUGAGUUCGAUUGGAAAUACAUCCAAAUGAGCUUUGAUUCCAACAUCAGUUUGGUUCACUACAUCGCCAUGGCUGCAGUAGUGUGGAUGUUCACACGGUACGACCUGCCGAAAAGUUUCCGCCUGCCAGUGACUGUGCUGCUGGGGCUCUGUGUGUACAAGGCAUUUUUAAUGGAGCUGUUUGUUCAUGUGUUUCUCCUGGGCAGCUGGACGGCUCUGUUGGUGAAAGCAGUGUUAACAGGUACAACAUGGAUGCAAGAAAUCCUUCCUCUGCUCCUGAAUGGAGGGGAUUUUACUCCAGUCCUGACCAUCCCAAAUUGGUACAGAGUGCCAUGGCUUGAGGAGUCAUGUAUUGCUGAAGUCAUAGACAAGCUGAGUGCUCCAUGGGCCUUCGUUUCCCAUAUGCCUUACCACUUGAUGCCUUCCUCCUUUUUCCCCUCCAAGGCUAAGGUCAUUUAUGUUUCCAGAAAUCCAAAAGAUGUUAUGGUUUCCUUUUUUCAUUUUCACCAAAUGGCCAGUUUCCUGCAUGACCCAGGAACCUUUGAAGAAUUUGCAGAGGAAUUCCUAGCAGGGAAUGUGGUGUUUGGAAAGUGGACUGAUCAUGUGAAGAGUUGGAGAAACACAGAAUUAGGAGACAGAAUUCUCUACAUCAUGUAUGAGGAGAUGAUUGAGGAUCUGCAUGGAGUUCUUGAGCGCAUCUCACUCUUUCUUGGUAAGCACCUGAGUGAAGACGCUCUGAAGUGUGUGAGUGAACACUGCGAGUUCAAAAGCAUGAAGCACAACAAAAUGUCCAACUAUUCGCUGGUGCCACAGACUAUAAUGGACACCAAGAAGUCUCCUUUUCUCAGAAAAGGAAUUGCUGGAGACUGGAAGAACUAUUUCAGCCCAGAGUUGGAAUCAAAGUUCAAUAUGGCUAUUUCUGAAGAACUGAAGGGAACUGACAUCACACUCCCCUGGGAUAAGGAACACAAAUGAAAUCCUACUUCUUAAAACGAUGACGUGUAAAAUAAAAUUCUUCUUUUUAAUUGCAUUAGACUGCACUAUUCCCCUUUAAAAGUCUUUAUGAAUGUACUUUUUAAAGGUUGCUAUUUUUAUUAGAAAUGUAUGAUUUCUUGUUUUAACUUGUCUAAAAUGUGUAAAAAGUAGCUGAACAUACCCAGGGCCGAUUUAUUGCUAAAUUACAAUGUGCAGAAACACAUCAAGCAAAGCAGUGCUUUUCAAGCUAAUAGAUAAAUUGACUAUUUUAUUUAUUUAUAAAUUUUCAGGUCACUUACAGUCACCUCCGAAAGUAUUGGAACAUCAAGUCCAGUUCAUUUGUUUUUGCUAUACACCGAAGACAUUGGGUUUGACAUCAAAAGAUGAAUAUGAAAUGAUAGAUCAGAAUUCUGGCUUUCAUUUCCUGAUAUUUACUGUACAUCUAAGAACUGUAUGUGAUAAACCUAAUCAAACAUGCUAGAAAACAAGAUUUGACACCAGUUUGCAUCACUCCAUUGGAUGCCUGUUUCCUUUUGAACCAACUGUAAAAUUGCAUUGCUACUUUGUUUAAACUUAUAUUCCAAA